AUGUCUGACAAACUCAAUAUGGCUGAGAUCGAGAAAUUCGAGAAGUUGAAAUUGAAGAAGACAGAAAUGCAAGAGAAAAAUCCACUGCCUUCCAAAGAAAUGAUCAAACAAGAGAAGCAAGCAGGCAAGUCAUAA
Molecule: messenger RNA, 135 nt
Organism: Cynocephalus volans (Philippine flying lemur)
Lineage: Eukaryota; Metazoa; Chordata; Mammalia; Dermoptera; Cynocephalidae
Product: thymosin beta-4-like
Exons: 1
Coding region: 1-135 (44 amino acids)
Biological process (GO): actin filament organization; regulation of cell migration
Cellular component (GO): cytoplasm
Molecular function (GO): actin monomer binding
Source: RefSeq, a predicted model, not a curated record